Messenger RNA from Condylostylus longicornis, 2830 nucleotides. RefSeq names its product moesin/ezrin/radixin homolog 2 (gene Mer). Gene Ontology annotation, cellular component: apical part of cell; cytoskeleton; plasma membrane. The record is from RefSeq and is a predicted model, not a curated record. NCBI's taxonomy places the organism in Eukaryota, Metazoa, Arthropoda, Insecta, Diptera, Dolichopodidae. The coding region runs from base 196 to 1992 and encodes 598 amino acids. Gene Ontology annotation, biological process: regulation of organelle assembly; positive regulation of early endosome to late endosome transport; positive regulation of protein localization to early endosome. Gene Ontology annotation, molecular function: cell adhesion molecule binding; actin binding. The transcript is spliced from 7 exons.
AUAAAAUUUAAAAUUUAAAAUAAGAAAUGCAGUGCCUUAAAUUAUAAAAAAUUUAAAUAUAUUAUUAUUUGUUUUUUUUUUGUAUUUUUCUUUAUAUUUAUCUUGAUUGUUUUAUUACUUUCAACAAUCAACAAUUUAAAUUAAGAAAUUUUAGAAAAGAAAGUGUAAUUUUACUUUUUUAAAUGAAAAGGAAAAAUGAGUCCAUUUCGGAAGACAACGAAAUCUUUUCCUGUGAAAGUUAUCACAUUUGAUUCUGAAUUAGAAUUUGAUUUGGAACACAAAGCAAGUGGUCAAGAUCUUUUUGAUUUGGUAUGCAGAACGAUUGGUUUGAGAGAAACUUGGUAUUUUGGUUUACAGUAUACAGAUACAAGAGGUGAUGUUGUUUGGCUUAAAAUGGAGAAAAAAGUUAAAGAUCAAAAAAUCAACGUCAAGAAUGGUGGUUGUGUUUUUAAUUUUUUUGCUAAAUUUUUCCCAGAAAAUGUUAGUGAAGAAUUGGUUCAGGAAAUAACCCAACAUUUGUUUUUUCUCCAAGUUAAACAAAGUAUUUUAUCAAUGGACAUUUAUUGUCCCCCUGAAGCAUCUGUACUGCUUGCUUCUUAUGCAGUUCACGUACAAUUUGGGCCUUAUGAUUACGAAAAUUAUAAGCCUGGUAUGCUGGCAGCUGUAGCGAAUGAACUCUUACCACAAAGAGUUAUAGAUCAGUAUCAAAUGACGCCCAUGAUGUGGGAAGAUAGGAUAAAAACAUGGUAUGAAGACCAUGAACCUAUGACUAGAGACGAGGUAGAAAUGGAAUAUUUAAAAAUUGCACAAGACUUAGAUAUGUAUGGUGUAAAUUACUUUUUAAUCUCGAAUAAAAAACAUUCUGAAUUAUGGCUGGGAGUUACUGCAAUGGGCCUAAAUAUAUAUGAAAAAAAUAACAAAUUAACACCAAAAACAACAUUUCAGUGGUCUGAAAUACGUGAUGUUAGUUUUGACGAUAAAAAGUUUACAAUAAGACCAGUUGACUCAAAAUCACCUAAUUUUGUGUUUUAUUCACAAAAUCUAAGAAUAAACAAGAUGAUAUUAGAUUUAUGUAUUGGUAACCAUAAUUUAUAUAUGAAGAGACGAAAACAAGACACAAUGGAAAUACAACAAAUGAAAGCCCAAGCGAAAGAAGAGAAACAGCGUCGCCAAAUAGAAAGAAGUAAAUAUCAAAGAGAGAAAAAAUUGCGGGAGGCCGCUGAACGUGAAAAGCAAGAUCUUGAAAGGCGACUGCAGGUUAUGCAAGAGGAAAUGAGAUCUGCAAGUGAAGCUCUGAGAAAAUCCGAGGAGACUAAAGAAAUUCUUGUAGAAAAAAGUAGAUUGAAUGAAGAACAAGCCCAUUUAACAGAGUGUAAAGCUAAUAAGUUUCAUGAUGACUUAAUUCGUUUGCGUGAAAAUCAUUUAAAAACUGAGAAGGAAAAAAAUGAGCUCGAAAAAAAAAUUCGCGAUGCAGAAUUCUAUGUGCAACAUUUGACGGAAGAAAAAGACAAGCGUGCCUCGGAAGCUGAAAGAUUACGCCAGGAAUUAAUAACUGCUCAAAUAGCUGAACAAGAAGCCACAAAAAAAUUAUAUGCGUUCCUUAGCUGCGGAAUAAAUGCGGCACAGUGUUCGAUGGAAUCAUUACUUGUGCCAUCAACAACUUCUUUGAAUCCAUCAAUAACACCAGAUAUGCUUACAGAUACAGGAUCAGAUUUAAUGUCAGCGAAUGGCUUCUAUUUGUCACAAAAUGACAUGGAGCACAUUACCAAUGAAUUAGAAUGUAAUCGCGCUGAAUUUUGGGAAAAAUCAAAGCAGGUUCAUAAUAAAUUACGAACGCUGCGUUCUGAAAUUGAAUUAUUAAAAAUUGAGGAAAGUCCUCUGGACAUAAUUAGCGCUGCACAAUUAAGGUCGGGUGAAACAAAAUACUCAACAUUAAAAAAAUUAAAAUCGGGUUCAACAAAAGCAAGGGUUGCAUUCUUUGAAGAACUGUAGUAGUUAUAUGAAAUUAGCAUAUAUUUUUAAAAGUUAAAAGUAAUAGUUAGAUUUUUGUUUUGUUUAAAUAGUUGGCUUUAAUUAGAAAGUAUAAAUUCAAAAAAAAAGCGAAAAAAAAUAAUAAAAAAGAAGUUCUUGUAGGUUAAUUAGAAAUAUAAUGAAAAAAACGCUUUAUAUUUUUUAUAUUUAAAUAUUUUCAUUUCAUACUACUAAACAUCAUGCUGCAAUGAUCAUUAAUUAAGAAAAUACGCUCAAUUUAUUUUCAAUUUCAACAUUAUAUUGCAUAUUAGAAAAAUGGGCUAAGCGAUUUAGUCUUUUAGAAAUAUUUUGGCUCCUCUUGCUUUUUUUUAUCAAUUGCAAAAUUAAACUUGGUACAAAAUUUUAAAUUUUCAUUUAUAAAGUAAAGUUAUAAAUAAAGCGGAUGCCAUUCUAAUAAAACAAGAACAAAAACAUUGUAUAAAAAGUUUCAUAAAAUAUGUGCCAAUUCUAGAUGCUUCAUAAACUUUUUUUGUAAUUGAUAAAAGAGAUAUGUAUUUUGUAUAUGUGGAUUUAUUAAAACAAACAGGGUGAUGACAUCGAUAACUUCCAACUAUGUAUGUUUUAAAGAUUUACAAAUUAAAGCUUGUUUCAAUUAUUAACUAAAAUAAGAAUUGUAAUAUAAAUAUAUUUUUUAAAAAGAUUUUUUACUAAUGUUCAAUUCAGUUUUUGUAAAUUGCUUAGUUCUCCUUUUUUCUGUGAAUAAUUUAUAAAAUUUUAAUGUACUAAUCAAUUCCAUAUUAUAAUUCUACACAACAUAAAAUUAUAUAAGAUAAAUAAUUAAUUGAAAUUAAACAAUCAU